This is a messenger RNA of Penicillium digitatum Pd1, 1611 nucleotides long. The record is from RefSeq and is a predicted model, not a curated record. NCBI's taxonomy places the organism in Eukaryota, Fungi, Ascomycota, Eurotiomycetes, Eurotiales, Aspergillaceae.
AUGCCGACACUCGCCUUGAUCAACUUCAACAUCGUCUGCGCAACGCUCGGGGGGUUUAUCUCCCUCUUCGGGCUAGUAUCCUACCUUUGUAAGGAGCAGUUCUAUCUAUCCGAAGCAUUAAUCUCCCUGCUAGCCGGGGUGUUAUUCUCUCCCCAUGCAGCCAAUUUCAUCAGACCGGAAGACUACGCACUCCACUCCGACGAAAAUCUCGAGGUAAUCACUUUGCAUUUUACCCGCUUAGUGCUAGGCGUGCAGCUAGUUCUAGCCGGAGUCCAACUCCCAAAGCGGUAUCUGCAGAUCGAAUGGCGGAGCCUAGGGCUACUCCUUGGACCAGGAAUGGCUGCCAUGUGGAUGUGCAGUAGCCUAGUGAUCUGGGCCAUGGUCCCGAACUUCAAGUUCCUUCAUGCCCUGAUCAUCGGCGCAUGCGUGACCCCAACCGACCCUGUUCUGUCCAAUUCCAUUGUCAAGGGCAAGUUUGCUGAUAAACAUGUUCCUCUUGAGCUGCAGAGGAUUAUCAUCGCUGAAUCUGGCGCUAAUGAUGGUCUUGGCUACCCGUUCCUUUUCUUUGCGAUUUAUCUCCUCCAGUAUACUGGGAUGGGAAGCCAGAGCUUUAGCGGUGGUGUGGGGAAGGCGAUGGCGCUGUGGUUCUAUGAGACCUGGGCAUACACAAUUUUGUUGAGUUUGUUAUAUGGAACUCUGGUUGGUUGGAUUGCGAGGAAGUUGUUGCACUGGGCAGAGGAGAAGCGCUAUGUUGACCGGGAGAGCUUUAUGGUGUUUGCCAUUGCUCUUGCACUGUUCAUUGUGGGAACCUGUGGUUUGAUUGGGACAGAUGACCUUCUUGCCUGUUUCAUUGCUGGAAACGUAUUUACGCAAGAUGAUUGGUUCCGCCUUGAGACCAUAGACGAUUCCCUCCAACCAACAAUCGACAUGCUUCUCAACCUCUCUGUCUUCAUGUGGUUUGGAGCGGUCUGCCCGUGGUCAUCCUUCCUGGGCAAUAGCGUGAUUCCAAUCCAUCGGCUCAUCUUCCUGGGAAUAUUAGUCCUCCUAGUCCGCCGUCUCCCGAUCGUUUUCACCAUGCACACAUGGAUCCCGCAGAUUGAGCUCGUCUCCCAGGCUGCUUUCGUCGGCUUCUUCGGUCCCAUCGGAGUGGGCGCCAUCUUCUACCUGUCAGUCAGCCUUGAAUUCCUGCGCAAGAUUCAAGUCAACGGCGAAGCCCCAGAGGAUGUAAAGCAAGUCAUGGAGAGCAUCCGGGUUGUGGUCUGGUUCCUAGUUGUGCAUGGCCUCUCGGUCCCAGUUGGAAAAGCCGGAUAUCACCUCCCAGCAACCAUUUCCAGCGUCAUCAGCACCAGCACACACGAGGAGCGAGAACCAAUCCCCAUCUCAAAUAUCAGCCACACGCACAGCACGGCCACACCUCUUACAACGGGAGAGGAUGCGAGUUUCCGCAGCCGCAAGCGUGGUUUCCGGAGUGUAACGCCCCACCCGCCAUUCUUUGGCAUUGGUCGUUCGCCGUCCCACCAGCCCGGCAUGGGCCAGGAUGAUGAGCCGGAAAGACCUGUUCACCUGGUUAUUCAUCCGACUAGAAGCGGGGAUAACAAGCCGCAGCCCUAG